AUGAGCCUCUAUGAAAGCCUAACUCCAGAGCUACAGUCUGAAGUUGACUCAAGGUAUGAAGAAGACGAUGAAGAAUCUCUAUUUAGUCGUAACCCUAGCAGUAGUCAUGUUGAAAGCACAACUGAAAAUGUAGAAUUAGAGGGUGGAAAAGGCAAUAAUAUUAAUACUUCGUCAGUCGAUGAAACUCCCUACCAGUCAUUACCCGACACAAAUUCCGAACCAGUCAUAGGAGGUGUUCCUGUGACUGAUAAGGGAAAAGGUAAAGUUGUUGAGGAUUCUGAGUUAGGGGGAAGCCGACGUGAAUCCGUGCCUACAACAGAGACUCAACCAGUAGAUGUUGAUUGUAGCGAUGAUUCUCAGUUAAAUAAGAAAAAAAAUGGUGUCGCACCCAAGAAGUGUUGGGAUUUUCUUGUGCCUAUCGACUUAAAUUAUAAACCAAAGGUUGAUUGGGAUACCAACUACCAUGUUAUUUAUCAAUUGAAAGCAAAUUUAUCAAAGAAGCAACUUCGACUGUUUAAGAAAACAUGCUUUGGCUAUUUUUUGAAUCUACCACCAGUUAUUGUGCAGAUUCGGGUUAUGCACCAUUUGCUUAUUAGAGAAGUACAUCAUGAGGUGAAAAAUAAGAUGCGGCUUGUAGUGAAUGAUUCUAGGUUGCGCUUUGGUUUGGGUGAAUUUGCACUUGUUACUGGGUUGAAAUGUAAAGGUGAUACAAAUAUAGAGAGCAUAGCAGAGAAUAGGUUGAUUUCAAAAUAUUUUGGGACUGCAUCGGUGACAUUGGCCCAACUAGCAGACUGUUUUAAGAAGAAGAAAUGGGAAACAAAUGAUGAUGCGUUGAAGAUAGCAGUUCUUUAUUUUGUGAACAGCUUCUUACUUUCUCAACUCAAAACAAAGGUUAUUUCACGGUCUUACAUUGACUUGGUUGAGUGCGGUGAUUUUAAUAAUUAUCCCUGGGGUAUAGAUGUUUAUAACGCUACAAUUGACUCGUGUUCCAACAAGUUUCAAGAUAAGCCUUUUUUUUAUAGACUCGGUGACUUCCCGUUGGCUUUACAGAUUUGGUUGUAUGAAUGCUGCCCAAGUUUGGAUGGUCACUUUGCUGAUCAUAUUGGAAACGAACUUCCACGAAUUUUGAAUUGGGUAGUCAUGGGUCAAAUACCGAAUGAGCGAGUUGCUUUGCGAAUGUCUAGCUUGCAACGCGAGCAGCUAAAGAACAUCACUCCAACUGAUGAUGAGAAGCAACUAUUUGAUGUGCCUGGUCUAAACUUUGAAAUUGAAGUUGAGUGCACUGACAGUCAGCCCGAUAGCUUUCAGGUUUUUGGCACUCAAUUACCAAAGACACAAAGUAUGCAUGAAAGUACUGGAGGUGAUUCCCAACCCACCAAUGCUGAGGUAAUGAAGGAGUUACAAGGUUUGAAGCUUUUUGUAGAGACCAAGUUUGAGGAGGUGCUUGCAGCUAUUGGUAGUCAAUCAAUGAAACAAGAGGGAAAUUCAGCGCAUAAGCAACAGGAUAAUGAUCCUGACUUUCGUGAGAUGCAUAAUGAUUAUGACCAGUUUGAAAGUGGCCACGUUGGGAAUGAUCCUGUAGUUAUUGGAGAUAGCACGCCCAAAGCACCUUCUAUAUCUGGUUUUGGUGGGGUUGGUCAAGAUGGAGGUGCCACUGGUGUCAAUGUGAAGAACGUCACAGCAAGUGAUGGCGUAGUUAAUGAUGAUUUGCGUUCUGCCCCCUUCGUAAAUGAGCAUGAUUUUGGCUUGGAUUCUAACUUUGAACUGUCUGCAUCUGCAAUUGAUCAAAUCACCGCCAUUACACAACAAGCAACAUAUAAGCAGUCAUCUCAUGAUGUUAAAAAGUCGGGUCCUGCUCCGCUGCCAUCAGGAAUCCCUGUACAGACACGAGCAGAUGUUGUUAUUGAGUCUAAUACUGCUCCACAGGCAUGUCGGGUUGAUGGUGUUGGUCAAGUGGAUGUUGGUGGCAGUAAUGUGAAUUUGCCUUCUGCUUCAUGUCGACACGGGGGUGAUCUUCACUUGGAUUCUGAUUUUGAAUAUACUGAUUCUCAACUUGAUCUAAUUGCUGCCAUUACACAAGGAGGGAGACGUAAUGUAAAUCAAUCUGGAAAUGAACUGACAACUCGUGCUGUAAAUAAGUCUAAACCUGAUCAGUCGGUAUCAAGAAGUAUUGUCCAGAUACAAACAGAUGUUGAAACUACUCCUGCAGUUUUCACACGGAGAAGGCGCCCUGCAGCUGUAAAACAGUCGCCGUAUAGGAAUGACUGGCAAUCUGGUGUUAGUGCAGUUGGGGGAUCCUCGAAGGUUAUCAAAGGAAGAUUUCCAUUUGUAAAUGACAUUUCAGUGGUUGUUGAUUAUAAGCUUACGACUGCAUUCUCAAACUUUGUCGAAGCAAACAUGCAAUUGGGAGAGGAAGUGUAUUUACCUGGUGAUCAAAAGCUAGACCCUUGUUUUGACUUUGAAGUUGAACAGAUUGAUGAUAAGAUGUUUUUCCAUACCUUAAACUAUUCUGGCAGGCCGCUGUCUAGUUCGCACUUGAAUAUUAUAUUCUACUAUCUUAGGAAGAAGGCGAAAUAUGGAAUUAAUAUGCCAAUCAAAGUCACAACUACAGAUACUCUAUUUAAUAAUAUCAUUCAAAGGGUUUUCACAGAAUUUGUAAAAGGUGGGAAACAAGAUCAUUUGAUUGAUCGAUCAGACGAUAUCAUGGAGUACAUGAAAGGAUUAAGGAUAAAACUGGCAUUGGAUAUUGGGGUGUGUAUCCACAAGAGAUGUUUUUACGUAUAUGACUCGCUACGUAGUCGAAAGCACAAAAAAUCUAUUCAAAAGGUGGCAGAGGCAUAUGCUGUGUUGAUCCCCCUAUUUCUAGUUAGCAUUGAAUUUUAUAACCAAAGAAGUGACAUUGUAGUACAAAAUGGUCUGCACAUGGGAAAGGAGUUGACUGAUCCUUUUGAGAUUGAAAUGAUUACAAAUCUGCCAACACAGCAAAAUUCAGAUUGUGGAGUAUAUGUUGCAUGCUUUGCUGAGUAUAUUAUUGAAGAUCUUCCAAUCCCUGUUGCCGAUUUUGAUGUGGAUGGUCUUCGAGCUAGGUUUGGUAUACUGUUGUGGCACUAUGGGAGGAACAAGCAGUUGCAUGGCGAAUCAAGUGAAUCUGAGGCUCCAGUAGCACCUAAAAAGACUCGUGGAAAGAAACGCAAGAAGUAG
This is a messenger RNA of Nicotiana attenuata, 3201 nucleotides long. RefSeq lists its product as uncharacterized. Bases 1 to 3201 code for a protein of 1066 amino acids. The record is from RefSeq and is a predicted model, not a curated record. Gene Ontology annotation, biological process: proteolysis. The transcript is spliced from 13 exons. Lineage: Eukaryota; Viridiplantae; Streptophyta; Magnoliopsida; Solanales; Solanaceae. Gene Ontology annotation, molecular function: cysteine-type peptidase activity.